Molecule: messenger RNA, 2454 nt
Organism: Aricia agestis (brown argus)
Lineage: Eukaryota; Metazoa; Arthropoda; Insecta; Lepidoptera; Lycaenidae
Exons: 3
Coding region: 282-2444 (720 amino acids)
Source: RefSeq, a predicted model, not a curated record
CCUAGAUGAAAACGUCACUAACUCAAAAUAUACUUAUACUGAGUUAGUGCCGUUUUCGAAAUCCCGGCAUGAAUACCUACGCGGAGGUAAAACUCCCAUAUCGCUACUUCGACCGUUGUCGAAAAAUGGCGCGAAACUUUGCUUUACUUGAAUGACCUUACGCGGGAUGGCGCGAAUCAUACUCCGCCAUUUUUAGUUGUCACCCGGCUGUCGCGAGAGAAAGACGGUUACAUAGUGGCGUAUUUUGAGUUACUGGAGUUUAUGUGAAAUUAAUAAGGAAAAUGAGAAGCCGGGGGCAAGUAAUGUUGGAUCUCGUCAAUGCAGAAAUACAGAUUCUCGACGGGGAGUCAACUAAUAGUGACGAACGACGACGAGUUCCUAAACGAAAAUAUACCGUAUCACCCGUCCACAGCGGCGACGGGAGCGAUUUUGACGACUCGGACAUAGACCCAAACUACCAAAAUCCUGUACCGAAACGAAAAAUAAUUUUCUCCCCUUUGCGUAAGUCUCCUACUACUCCCCCAUUACCACGACCUCGCUCUCUGUCAUCAUCGUCUACCAGUUCGAGUUCAUCGAGCAGUUCAAGCAGCAGCUCUAGCAGCAGCUCCAGCAGCAGCUCCAGCAGCAGUUCAAGCAGUAAUAAUAAUAAUUUAAAUAAUAAUACCGAAGAAAAUUUAGCACAGGAAAUAGUACAGGGUAAGAAAAAACUGCGGAAGCCAGAAACAUGGAAAGCUAACGUAGUCAAAGCUCUUAAAAAUUCGGGUAAGGCGUAUAAAUCCCGUGGUAAACUGAAAAAAGAUAUUCCCGCUCGCAAAAUGCGACCACCUUGCGGAGAAAAAUGUCGUUUCAAAUGCAGUACAACACUCGAUACAACUACUCGUCAAAAGCUUUUUGAUGCAUUCUGGGGAUUAGGUGACCUUCAACGUCAAAGAGAGUACAUUGUGCGACAUUCUCAUGAAAUCAAGCCUAAAUAUCGAUACACAAGCACAAAUAACUACCGAGCUCUAAAUACGGCCUUCUAUUUUGAAGAAAAUAACUCGCGCGUUCGUGUCUGUAAGAGCUUUUUUAAGGCAACUCUUGACCUGGGAGAUCAAGCAAUUAAAACAGCAUUAGUUAAAAAGACGGAAACUGGUUUCAUAGAGGAAGAAAAAAGAGGGAAACAUAAAAACCAUCCUACGUUAGACCCUGCAGUUAAAGAGAGUGUUGUUAAUUUCAUCAACUCUAUUCCUCGUGUAGAAUCGCACUAUCUAAGAGCUCAAACUACACGGGAAUACAUUCAAAGCGACAGGUCAUUAGCAGAUAUUUACCGAGAUUAUAAGGAUUUACGGCAAGCAAGUAACUUACCAUUUGCUUCUGAAUCAACAUUCCAGCGGAUAUUCAACUUUCAGUUUAACAUUGGAUUUUUUAGUCCAAAAAAAGAUUUAUGUGACUUGUGUGAGAGUUAUAAAAAUGCAAACGCCGAUGAAAAAUUAAAACUGCAACAAAGCUAUGAACAGCAUCUACUUGAGAAGGACAUGGCGCGACGUGAGAAGGAAAAAGAUAAACAAGAAACAGGUGCUAUAGUAGCUGUUUAUGAUUUACAAGCUGUUUUGCAGCUUCCGAAGGGCCAAGUAUCGUUGUUUUUUUAUAAAUCUAGGAUAAAUUGUUUCAAUUUUACAAUAAGUGAUUUGUAUGCAAAGAAUGUAGACUGUUUUUUUUGGAAUGAGACUGAAGGAAAGCGUGGUGCGGUAGAAAUAGGAAGCUGCGUUUUAUCCUUCAUAGAAAUGCAGUUAGAUAAGCAGCCUAGUGGGGACAUAGAUCUGAUUUUUUAUUCAGAUAACUGCUGCGGGCAACAAAAAAACAAAUAUCUGUUAACUGCUUAUGCUUAUGCUGUUUUUAAUAUGAGAGUGAAAUCGAUCACCCACAAGUUUUUAAUUAGAGGUCAUUCCCAAAAUGAAGGGGAUAAUGUUCACAGUGUAAUAGAAAAACAAGUGAAAAGGUACAUCAAAUCCGGUCCAAUUUAUACACCGUUACAGUAUAUUACAUUGAUACGAACUGCUAAAAAAUCUGGACCAGCUUAUAAAGUGCAUGAAAUGACCUAUGACCGCUUUUAUGACUUGAAAACUUUACAAGAAGCUUGGGGAUCAAAUUUUAAUAUGGAUGAAAAUAGCAAUCAAGUAAAAUGGCAGGAAAUUAAAGUCCUCAAAGUUGAAAAGGAUAGUCCCAUGUCAUUUUUCUAUAAAACAUCUUAUUCAGAUACUGAAUUUAAAAAGUGCUGGGUAAAUAAGAGGAAGACCAGACGUACAGGAGUAGUAUCUACAUCUGAUAUUCCAUCAAGUUUGAGUAGAGCAUACACACAUAAGAUUCCUUUGUCGGAUGCCAAAAAGAAAGAUAUUAAAGAACUCGUGGACAAAAAUGUCAUUCCAAAGUCUUUUUAUGAUAUUUUUUACAAGAAUAUUUUGUGAUUUUUUUAAU